CCUUCUUCUCUAACUUCACUUGGAGAACGAGUUGCACGAUGUGAAAAUCGUCAAAACAUAUUAAUCCGUCAGCCCUAUACCCAAGUCUAGGCGAGAAUCUUUCGCGUCAUACGUUCAUGCCCUAAGCGACUUGUACGCACCGCAACGGCACCUGACAGAGAUUCUUCCACAUCGACCUGGCUGAUGCUGGCACGAACACAUCCUUCUGAUGCUAAAAAAUAUACUCGGGUGGUUUCUUGGGGUUUUAUUUACCAUCUGGUUCUUACGAAAGCAACGAGAGCUUCUCGUUGAAGUUUCGAAAAUGGGAACAAAUGCGUCGUCUCUCGACGACGUGCUGCCGAAUCCAUCCAGACGGGACAUUUAUCACGUCGCAUUCUUACUCCAACAAAGGCUUCCACCAGAACUGAUACCCCGCAUUCUCGACUAUGCGGAAUACUGGCUUCGAAGUACUGUGAAAGUGCGACAGCCCAUGGAGGUCUCAGAUCUGCGCGUGCUUACAUGGAGGACUGAGUACAUUGUACCCGGUGUCACGUACCUGUCAACACUUCCAAUUGGGCAAUGCCCCGGCGAUGAAGAUGGAGUUGCGCUUGUUGGGCAACAUCCCGUGCGCAAGGUUGUUUUCACCGUAGAAAGUCAAGAUCAAGGAUGGUCAGACUAUCGCGAUGAUCAUGGCACAGAGCGUGGAAGCUGGACUUGGUUUGAGGCUGUCGUGCGCGAGCCUGGACAAUUGGUUUACCAAGACUUGCUACGUUCAAGUAUGGAUGCCCUCUCAUCAGAGGAGCAGCGCAGAGCGACGCUGCCUCAGCCUCCAACGGGACGACUCAUUUACAAAAACUUGCACGCCGAGGGAAGAUGGAGACGAUAUGUCAGGACCUGGAGUAUAUUUGACGAGGAUGAUGAAAUCAAAACUUGGAUCCUUGAGCUGAAGAGAGGUCAGAUUAUCGAUCUUACUGUAUGGGCUCGGUUUCCGGGAUGGAGAAACAGGGUGGCGGGUGCGAAGAUUGAUGUAUACUUGGCAGCUGUUCGAUAGAAACUACGGAACGAGUUAUCAAAAAUCUAGACAGGACAAUCAUAUGCCUCGAACAACCUUUUGGAUGAC
This is a messenger RNA of Verruconis gallopava, 1099 nucleotides long. RefSeq lists its product as uncharacterized. Lineage: Eukaryota; Fungi; Ascomycota; Dothideomycetes; Venturiales; Sympoventuriaceae. Bases 209 to 1030 code for a protein of 273 amino acids. The record is from RefSeq and is a predicted model, not a curated record. The transcript has a single exon.